Aspergillus novofumigatus IBT 16806 is the source of this 1874-nucleotide messenger RNA. RefSeq names its product proline dehydrogenase family protein. Bases 102 to 1658 code for a protein of 518 amino acids. NCBI's taxonomy places the organism in Eukaryota, Fungi, Ascomycota, Eurotiomycetes, Eurotiales, Aspergillaceae. The transcript has 3 exons. Gene Ontology annotation, cellular component: mitochondrion. The record is from RefSeq and is a predicted model, not a curated record. Gene Ontology annotation, molecular function: FAD binding; proline dehydrogenase activity.
CUCGGCUUUCAGAAGGCCUGCAAUUUUUCCCUGUCGAAAUCUUUUGUUCUAGAAAAGCUUGACCUAUAAGGAUCUAUAUCCCAGUAUGCUAAUUGGCCGAUAUGAGGCACGUGAUCAAAUACCUGUUUAGUCAAGCUGCGCUAGGCUAUAUUCGAUUGGUUUCCAUGCUGAAUGGGGUGGUUUAUUGCUCAAGUCCCGCCACCUUAUCAACCCCAACAAUGAAGGCAUCCCGCCGUCCUUUGCGGGCUCUGUCUUGCAUGCCCACGACUUAUCCUACUCCCCGAUACGUCAGCGGCACGAGCAAUGCGAAAUCAUCCAUCGCAGCGACACCGGCUACUAGCCUGUUGCAUCAAGCUGUUCCAUCCCCAAAGAAGGAGGCAACCUCGCCGCUCGCAAAACUGCCUCUCUCAUCUGUGCUGCGGUCCUUGAUGAUCCUCUCUGUUUCUUCAUCCUCACUUCUACUGAAGCCAUGCAUCUAUACCCUUUCAAUGUUGGCGCAUCCCAAAACACCUCUUCUCGACGUCGCCAAAAACCCUCUGCUGAACAUGCUCGUCAAGCACACGAUCUACAAGCAGUUCAAUGCCGGAGAAAACAAAUUGGAAGUUCAGCAGUCCAUUCACGCUAUUAAGAAUCUCGGAUACCGAGGCGUCCUUUUGGGUUACGCCAAGGAGGUCUUGGUUGGUGAGAGCAACGUCAGCCCUCGUGAUGAAAAGGCCGCUCGUGAAGAGGUUCAGACGUGGUUGGACGGAACGCUGCAGACCGUGGACAUGGCACAGGAAGGCGAUUUCGUCGCUCUGAAAUUCACUGGUAUGGGUGUCCAGGCGUUGGACCUCCUGCAGAAGAAGGCCGCCCCCUCUCCCUUCAUGGACGAAGCUAUUCAGCGAGUUUGUGACUUGGCUAUUUCCCGUAAUGUUCGUUUGCUCGUCGAUGCCGAGGAGCAGGCAGUGCAGCCCGGAAUCGAGAACUGGACCAUGAAGUAUCAGAAGUACUGCAAUUCGCAGACACCUGGCCGUGCCAUCUUCUACAACACCUACCAGGCCUAUUUGUGUUCGACCCCCACCACUCUCGCGGAGCACCUGGAGAUCGCUCGUCAGGAAGGUUACACCCUCGGUGUGAAGCUGGUCCGUGGAGCCUAUCUCAAGACCGAGCCUCGCCAUUUGAUCUGGUCGACGAAAGAGGAGACCGAUGCUUGCUACGACGGCGUUGUCGAAGCCCUCCUCACCAGACGGUACAACUCCAUGCUCAAGCCCGCGUCCGGGGAACACCAGACCGAGCUGCCCCCCGUUAACGUUAUCAUCGCCACACACAACCGUGAUUCUGUCCGCAAGGCACACGCGCUGCGUCUCCAGCAAGCAAGCAAGGGUGAGGACAAGGGCGUGGAUCUCUCGUACGCUCAGCUUCAGGGCAUGGCGGACGAAGUCAGCUGUGAGCUGUUGGAAGGUUUCCAGAGCUCCGAGCCCACUGGCAAGAACUCGUUCGUGGAAUCGCCUAACGUGUACAAGCUUCUCACCUGGGGUUCCGUCAAGGAAUGCAUGGGAUUCCUGCUCAGACGGGCCGUCGAGAACACCGAGGCCGUCGGGCGCACCAAGCAGUCGCAGGAGGCCAUGUUUGCUGAACUCAAGCGCAGAGCCCGCCAGGCUUUCCGUCUGAGCAGCUGAUCGUCAUCCUGUUGUGUUUUCUUUCGUACUUCUGAUACCAUGCUGCGGUUGGCUGAAAUUUCUGUUGCAUGCUGUUAUGCAUAUUGUUUUUUCUUUUGCGUGAUCCUGUGAAUGUCGUGCUGGCGAAAAUGCAUUUAGAUGGCGUUAGUGGUUUAUCUUUAGCUUGUUUCAUCGAUUAAUGAUAACGAUUUCUAGAAAGAAAAAGAAAGAGAAAAA